This is a messenger RNA of Colletotrichum fioriniae, 405 nucleotides long. The record is from RefSeq and is a predicted model, not a curated record. Lineage: Eukaryota; Fungi; Ascomycota; Sordariomycetes; Glomerellales; Glomerellaceae.
AUGACCAAGUGGAUCAACCUGCUUGGUGAGGCCAUGGUGAUAUUUGGACGGCCUUUUGUUGACAUCCCUGAGCUGGUGUCCGUGAUGGAAGACGCCGGCUUCGUCGACGUCAAGAUUGAGUCAUACAAGUGGCCCAUUAACGAGUGGCCCAAGGACCCUCACUACAAGGAGAUCGGGGCAUGGACGCACGCCAACUUCAUGGAAGGCCUCGAAGCUUGGACUCUGGCCCCGUAUACCCGGGCGCUGAACUGGACAAACGAGGAGGUCCUCGUCUUCAUGGCCGAGGUGCGCAACAACUUGAGGAAUCGCAACAUUCAUGCCUAUUGGCCAAUUUACUCAGUUUACGGCAGGAAACCUGGAGAGAAGAAGACGACAGUAACGGGGGAGACAGCGACGCAAGAGUAA